ACCCAGUUUCCCUUUAUCCCUGUACUCCUUCUAGUACUACAUAUACACACCUCCGAUCAUCAUCCGUUUCCCCAAAACACUCCACUAACCGCACCCUGAUACAGCAGUUUGUACAUCACCGUCUCCGGCGUCUCUACCUAAAACCUUAUCCCUACUAUUGUCUCAAUCCUACACUAAUGCGAAAUGAUGCAUGCACGAAAACAGAGAUGGCAGAUAAAGAGGAAGGACAUGCAACUGCCCCUAAAGGAGCCGAUUGGGAAGUAGUAUCACUCACUGCAUCAGCAUACGCUGCUGCCCCUGGUGGGAAUAUCCCAGAGCUUAAACAUGAAGAAAAGGGUGAAGUAGUUGACAAAGAUAAAGUCGAAACUUCCAACACAUUGUUCAUGUCUACUCAUUUUGUUUUGCCACCUAAACAAGACACAGAGAUCUUUGAUCAGCUUGAUGAUUCUGAAUCCAUUAAAGACAAAGAAAUUUAUGAUGUUAAGAAGCUAACCGAGUUACAUGAUUAUCACAAAAUUCCCUUUUCUAAUGAGAAAUUAGCCCUCGGUGACACAGACUUCACAGAGAACACUACAUUGUCCAGUCUAAAUAUGGGAGCAAAAGAGCAGAGUAUUUACACUUCUCCUGCACUUGAUUCAUUACACAGUGAAGCAACUAUGGGUGUGAAAAACAUAGAUGAUGAAAUGAGAGAAUUAGAUGAGUCUGUACACUCUUCUGAGGAACCCAAAGAAGACAACAACCACAACCAUGAUGGAUCUGGAUCUGGAUGUGGUGUGCCUUAUGGAGUUUGGUUGAAGAAACAAGCUGUAUCUUUGUAUGCACAUACAAAAGAGACGAGUACAUUUUGGUCUAUUUUUGCUGCGGCUGCAGUGAUGGGUAUUGUGAUUAUUGGCCAACAGUGGCAGCAUGAAAGAUGGCAAGUUUUGCGCCAUGAAUUGAAAUUUCGGAUCCAUGAUGAGAGGAUGAGGAUGAUGACAGGUCUUAAAGACGCAAUCAUAGGUGGCAACCGGCGAGAUUUUUUGGUCAAUGGAAGCAUCUCUCGAGAUCGUUGAAGUUUAAUGGAGAUAAUUUAUUUUGAUGAUGAUGAUGAAAAUGAUGAUAAAAAAACAGAGUGAAAAAAUGUCAGUAUUUAAGUAACAAUUAUCACUUGCUGAAGGUUAUUUAACAUUUUCAUUAUAUGGGUCACAUUUAUAUGGUUCUUAUCUGAUCACAUGCCAAGAAAAAUAUAACUAUAAAAGUGAGAUCUGUAAAAUGGAAGAUGGAGAAAAUUGCCAAACUAAUGAUGUCUUAUUUUAUGACAACAAAGGAGAAAAAACCUUUAUAUUAAAUCUGUGCUUAUUAUGUUAUGUUUUUUUAAGCUUGUUAAUGGACUGGUGU
Lactuca virosa is the source of this 1377-nucleotide messenger RNA. NCBI's taxonomy places the organism in Eukaryota, Viridiplantae, Streptophyta, Magnoliopsida, Asterales, Asteraceae. The record is from the annotation of a GenBank genome assembly.